ACAGGAAGUGAGUGCAUAUUUAUUACGCUGCUGCUUUUCUAACACGACUGGAGAUUGUUUGUUUGAUACCGAAAACAGACCGACUCCUUCAGUGAAAUUCAUCCAAUGACUUACUCUGAUCAAAGGAGACACAAUGACGGCUCCCGAAUGAAGGCUGCUGCUGUGAAAAGGAGCAAUUCUUCACGCUCAGUCUCUGUCAUCUCCAGUUGUUAUGAAUCCCAGCACCUCCUCGGCUCACUGCGUGGGCCAGUCUCCUACAGAUGAUCUAAUGGACGACUGGCUCUUCCUCUCUACUGAGUCUGCUGGGCCUCAGCACAUGGAAGUGAGCAGGGAAGACCAGGAGGGAGAGGACAGAGGCAAACUCAAAUCCAAGUUGGUCUCAGCAUGGAACAGCGUCAAAUAUGGCUGGUCUUUGAAGCAGAAAUCCAAAUUCAGCAAGAGCUCACCUGUGAUCAUGCACGGACAAUCCUAUGAACUCAAGGAUCAAGGUGAGAGAGAGCGUUUCCGUCGCUCCUUUGCAUCUCUCCUGUGGCUGACGUACAGACGGGGUUUCCCCUCACUGGCAGGCAGCUCCCUGACCACCGACAGCGGCUGGGGUUGUGUUCUACGUACGGGGCAGAUGCUGCUGGCGCAAGGCUUGCUCCUGCACCUGAUGCCACCAGGUUGGACUUGGUCUGUGAGCCACCAUGCAGUUAAAGAUGACAUGGACCUGCUGGUGAUUCGUACCACAGACAGUGCAGAGCGUGGACUGAAUUUAAAGGAAGGGCCCAGCAAGAGGGGUCGCAAACUGAGCUUGGAUUCCUGCCUGAACAGAACCAUGGAGGCUUCACACAGGAGGGUGGUAUCAUGGUUUGCAGACCAUCCCACAGCCCCAUUUGGGAUACACAAGCUGGUGGAGUUGGGCAAAAGCUCAGGGAAGAAAGCAGGGGACUGGUAUGGACCUUCUAUUGUGGCACAUAUCCUCCGGAAAGCUGUGGCAGCAUCGGCAGACCUUCCCAAUCUAGUCGUGUAUGUUGCACAAGAUUGCACCAUCUACUUGGAGGAUGUGAGGAGUUUGUGUGAGCGGCCUCCCCCUCAGUCCUGGAAGUCUGUCAUCAUCCUGGUUCCUGUGCGACUUGGAGGACAAGAGCUCAAUCCAUCCUACAUCACUUGUGUCAAAAAACUCUUGACAUUACAAUGCUGCAUUGGAAUCAUUGGGGGCAAACCGAAGCACUCUUUGUUCUUCAUCGGCUUCCAGGAUGACCAUCUGCUGUACUUGGACCCUCACUACUGUCAGCCCACAGUGGAUAUAACAAAGGAGAGCUUUCCCUUGGAGUCCUUUCACUGUAAAUAUCCCAGGAAGAUGUCCUUCUCUCGCAUGGACCCCAGCUGUACCAUAGGGUUCUAUGCUAAAGGCCAGAAGGACUUUGAAUCACUGUGCACCGUUGUUUAUGAGGCGCUCUCCACAUCUGCAGGGACGUACCCCAUGUUUAUAUUUGCAGAAGGAAAAAGUCAGGAGGAGGAGAGAAGUAAAACGCCCACAAACAAUAUCACCUACAUCCAGAGGAAGAGUGAACGGAAGAGAGUCGACACCAGCAACAGCCUGGACGAGUUUGUUCUAUUAUGAACAGAAGAAGAUCAAAUCUGCCCUGAGGGGCGAACUGAAUGGUGAUCAAUGAUCACACUAUAUGUGACAGUGUGACACUGUGUGGCAACUACUGAGCGUAAGAACGAAAUGUCUUCAAUAACCUGAAGGGACUUCCUUUUAAAGGUUUUGUAAAAUGAAGUGGCCAGGUAUCAAUAAUGACACUACAAUAUUUUUUAUUGCUGUUAUGUGCUCAUUUGAAUUUUUAUUUAUUGUUUUAAGAUGAGAAAAUUUCAUUUAAUAUUCAACUGAAGGACUUAGAAGGAUGUUUUUUUCUAUCUCAGCCUAUUUGUGUUUAUCCAUGAAAUAUCCAUGAGGCUGUGUUCUUUUUACUUUAAUAUAUUCAAUAGAAUGAAAGUAUAAUAAUAGUAAUAAUACAUUUCAUCCAGGGACAAACUUAAGGUUUUACUGAGAUACACAAUGUCACUGUUUAAUGUCAUGUGACAGGAAGUGCUGCCUUUGAAUGGAUUAGAAAAUUGGAUUCCUUUAAACAUGUGACUCAGACAUUAGAAACACUAAAAGAGCACAACUUUACUGGAGGAAUCAAACAUUGUGGGGAAAAAAAAAUAUAUUUACUGAAAAUAUUCUUACAAGCUGGAUUAUAUUUGCUGUCUUUUAUCCAAAUAAACAAUUUAAGAACAAAAAAGGAAAGGAAUUCAUUUUUAAUUCUGUUCACCGUCAGAUGAUACAUUUAUUGCGGUUUGAUUCCUUUUUGAGUUUUCAGGGACUGUAUGAAAAUUAUUGGGGUGAUGAGAGGGGUCAGAUUUUUUUUAUUUUAUAAGAAAGCAAGGUCCUCUGCAGCCCUAUAUACUGUAAUAUAUAUAUAUAUAUAUAUAUAUAUAUAUAUAGAUAAGUAUUGUCUUUGGACCCUCUCCCUGACUGCAGUCUCCUCCCCCAACUAUCUCAAACAUGGUAAACAUAACAAAAUAACAUUUCUGUUGGUUGUUCCCCCACUUUGGUCCAGACUAAAAUAAUAAUAAUAAUAAUAAUAAUAAUAUUACAGGUGCUGUGGGUCCGCCAUGUUAAACAUCCAUGUUCCUGCAGUAGCCCAGAACAGACAAACCCUGGCUCUCGAUACGGCCUUUUGUGUUUCACCAUGUUUCUACUUCACAGCCCGCUCUCAUUCCCAGGUUGUCAAAUGAAUACGCGACUGGUGUUCAGUUAGUUUCAAUCUGCAACUUCACCACAAAGAUUGGCCUUGUUUUGAGCCUGUGCACCUGAGUGCUGAGUGUCCCCUCUCCUUUUGUAGUCUUGGUACUGCCAGUCCCUCUCUGUCCCUUCUUUCUCCGGUUUUUGUGCCGAUUAUGAGGGAUUUGAAAAGAAAAAUACAAGGAUUCAACAAAAUAAUAUUAAAUAUUUCAUAAUAAAUGUAAUUUUAGAUUUUCUGAA
This is a messenger RNA of Dicentrarchus labrax (European seabass), 3013 nucleotides long. Its product is annotated as cysteine protease atg4da. The coding region runs from base 212 to 1606 and encodes 464 amino acids. NCBI's taxonomy places the organism in Eukaryota, Metazoa, Chordata, Actinopteri, Moronidae. The transcript is spliced from 11 exons. Gene Ontology annotation, molecular function: protein-phosphatidylethanolamide deconjugating activity. The record is from RefSeq and is a predicted model, not a curated record.